Molecule: messenger RNA, 1098 nt
Organism: Dentiscutata erythropus
Lineage: Eukaryota; Fungi; Glomeromycota; Glomeromycetes; Diversisporales; Gigasporaceae
Source: the annotation of a GenBank genome assembly
AUGGUACAUUUAUGGCUUCGUGCGGAAACCAAACCAAAAGAGCAUCGAGCAGCUUUGACUCCUCAUUCUUGUAAAGUUUUAAUUCAAAAUGGUUUUCAAAUCACCGUUGAAAAAUCUGGGCAACGAACUUUUAAGGAAGAAGAAUAUGAACGAGAGGGAUGUACCAUAGUCCCUUCGGGAACUUGGAAAAACGCACCUUCUGAUGCUUACAUUGUUGGCCUUAAAGAACUCCCAGAAAAUGAUAAUUCGCCACUUUCACAUUCUCAUAUUUAUUUUGCACAUUGUUACAAAAAUCAAGAUGGUUGGCAAGAUACCCUUAGAAGGUUUACGCAAGGCAGUGGCACCCUUCUUGAUUUGGAAUUUUUAACUGAUGAUGACGGUCGACGUUUAGCUGCAUUUGGUUUUCAUGCAGGAUUUGCUGGUGCAGCUUUAGGCCUUGAUGUUUGGGCCCAACAACAAAUUUACCCUGGAGAAAAGUUUCCAUCAGUAGUUCAUUUCCAAAAUGAAAAUGAAUUGAUUGCUUAUAUGAAUACUCGAUUGACUAAAGCAAUCAGAAUUAAGGGAUGCGCACCACGUAUCAUGGUUAUUGGUGCUCUUGGUAGAUGUGGUAGAGGUGCAGCAGAAUUAGCGCGCAAACUCGAUAUUCCCGAAGAAAAUAUUAUUAAAUGGGAUCUUGAAGAAACAAAAAAAGGAGGGCCAUUCCCAGAAAUUCUUGAAGCAGAUAUUUUUGUAAAUUGUAUUUAUCUUAAUCAAAAAAUUACACCAUUUCUUACUAAAGAAAUGUUGGAUUUACAAAGAAAACUUUCUGUGAUCGUUGAUGUAAGCUGCGAUACUACCAAUCCUAACAAUCCGAUCCCUGUUUAUACUGGUUGUACUACUUUUAGUAAUCCAACCAUCGCAGUGAAAACUAAAAACACACAUCCUCUAGAUGUUAUUGCAAUCGAUCACCUACCAACUUUAUUACCUAGAGAAAGUAGUGAACAAUAUUCAAAAGAUUUACUUCCUUGUUUACUUGAACUAUCUAAUCGUGAUACUUCUAAAGCAUGGGUUAAGGCUGAGAAGUUAUUCAGAACAAAAGCUUCUUUAAUAGAUUCCUAA